Symphalangus syndactylus (siamang) is the source of this 816-nucleotide messenger RNA. Its product is annotated as tetraspanin-6-like. The record is from RefSeq and is a predicted model, not a curated record. NCBI's taxonomy places the organism in Eukaryota, Metazoa, Chordata, Mammalia, Primates, Hylobatidae. Gene Ontology annotation, cellular component: plasma membrane.
AGAAGGCCACCAAUGUCCCCUUCGUGCUCAUUGCUACUGGUACCGUCAUUAUUCUUUUGGGCACCUUUGGUUGUUUUGCUACCUGCCGAGCUUCUGCAUGGAUGCUAAAACUGUAUGCAAUGUUUCUGACUCUCAUUUUUUUGGUCGAACUGGUCGCUGCCAUCGUAGGAUUUGUUUUCAGACAUGAGAUUAAGAAUAGCUUUAAGAAUAAUUAUGAGAAGGCUUUGAAGCAGUAUAACUCUACAGGAGAUUAUAGAAGCCAUGCAGUAGACAAGAUCCAAAAUACGUUGCAUUGUUGUGGUGUCACCGAUUAUAGAGAUUGGACAGAUACUAAUUAUUACUCAGAAAAAGGAUUUCCUAAGAGUUGCUGUAAACUUGAAGAUUGUACUCCACAGAGAGAUGCAGACAAAGUAAACAAUGAAGUUGCUUGCUUCCAACUGAUUGGAAUCUUUCUCGCCUAGUGCCUCUCUCGUGCCAUAACAAAUAACCAGUAUGAGAUAGUGUAACCCAAUGUAUCUGCGGGCCUAUUCCUGUCUACCUAUAAGGACAUUUAGAGUCCCCCCUCUGAAUUAGAAAGUUGCCUGGCUGGAGAACUGACGACACUACUUACUGAUAGACCAAAAAACUACACCAGUAGGUUGAUUCAAUCAAGAUGUAUGUAGACCUAAAACUACACCAAUAGGCUGAUUCAAUCAAGAUCUGUGCUCGCAAUGGGCUGAUUCAAUCAAGAUGUGUUUGCUAUGUUCUAAGUCCACCUUCUGUCCCAUUCAUGUUAGAUCGUUGAAACCCUGUAUCCCUCUGAAACACUGGAAGAGC